CUGACUCCUGUCCUGUUUCCUGUUCCAGCCGAAGCAGGUGACCUGUUACCUCCUGUUCUCCAUGUCCACUGCCGUCAUCGGAUCGCUGCAGUUUGGAUACAACACCGGAGUCAUCAACGCUCCGGAGCAGAAACUGCGUUCGUUCUUCAACGACACCUGGAUGGAACGCUAUGGGAAGCCCAUCAGUGCGGGCGUGUGCACCGUGGUCUGGAGUAUUUCCGUGGCCAUCUUCAGCGUGGGGGGCAUGGUGGGCUCCUUCAGUGUGGGCGUCAUGGCCAACAGGUUUGGCAGGCGUCGCUCCAUGUUCCUGGUCAACUCCCUGGCGGUCAUUGGGGGCCUCCUCAUGGGCUUCUCCACUCUCUGCUCCUCCUAUGAGAUGGUCAUCGCUGGUCGUCUGGUCAUCGGUCUGUUCUGCGGCCUCUUCACCGGUCUGACCCCCAUGUACGUGGGGGAGGUGUCGCCCACCCCCCUCCGAGGAGCCUUCGGCACGCUGCACCAGCUGGGCGUGGUGGUGGGCAUCCUGAUCGCUCAGAUCUUCGGUCUGGAGGCGCUGCUGGGGUCGUCCAAGCUGUGGCCCCUCCUCCUGGCCCUGACCGUGGCCCCCGCCGUCCUGCAGUGCAUCCUGCUGCCCUUCUGCCCAGAGAGCCCCCGCUUCCUGCUCAUCAACCUGAAACAGGAGGAGCAGGCACGGAAAGCUCUGGUUCGUCUUCGUGGCACUGAGGACGUGAGUAAAGAUCUGCAGGAGAUGAAGGAGGAGAGCGCUAAGAUGGCGCUGGAGAAGAAGGUGACCAUCCUGGAGCUGUUCCGCUCGGCAUCGUACCGACAGCCUCUGCUCAUCGCUGUCAUGCUGCAGCUGUCCCAGCAGCUGUCUGGGAUCAACGCCGUCUUCUACUACUCCACCGGUAUCUUCGACUCGGCCGGUGUCAAACAGCCCAUCUACGCCACCAUCGGCGCCGGCAUCGUCAACACCGUCUUCACCGUUGUCUCCCUCUUCCUGGUGGAGAAGGCGGGCCGUCGGACGCUCCACCUCCUGGGUCUGGCUGGGAUGGCCGUCAGCGCCGUGCUCAUGACCGUCAGCCUCCUGUUGAAGUCCGUUGCUGCCAUGAGUUACGUUGCCAUCAUGGCGGUCAUGAUGUUCGUGGCCAUGUUUGAGUUGGGUCCUGGUCCAAUCCCAUGGUUCAUAGUGGCGGAGCUCUUUUCCCAGGGUCCUCGGCCGGCGGCCAUGGCGGUGGCGGGCUGCUGUAACUGGACCGCCAACUUCCUGGUGGGGAUGAGCUUCCCCAAACUGGAGGAACUGUGCGGUCCGUGGGUCUUCCUCAUCUUCACCGCCUUCCUCCUCAUCUUCUUCAUCUUCACUUUCCUCAAAGUCCCGGAGACGAAGGGGAAGACGUUUGACGAGAUCGCCCGUAGUUUCGGUGCCGCCCAACCUCCCGCCUCCUCGUCGGCCGAGGACGCCGACGCCGGCGCCAGCAGCGCCGCCGUCACACUUCCCGCCUCGCCCGUCAAGGAGAAGGUCCCGUUGGUGGAGGCGUCGGCCGCGCCCCCGCCCACAGCCCCGCCCACGGCCUCUGAGAGCACACCCCUGGAGGACAAAUCCAACUCGACGGUCCAGGAGAGUGUGUAGGCGGGGUCAAAGGUCACUGAGGUUCAGGCUCCGCCCAGUCUGUCAGAGACAGGACGGCGUCUUCAGGUUCUCUGCUCCUCCUUGUUUCCUC
Sphaeramia orbicularis (orbiculate cardinalfish) is the source of this 1715-nucleotide messenger RNA. RefSeq names its product solute carrier family 2 member 3a (gene slc2a3a). Gene Ontology annotation, molecular function: D-glucose transmembrane transporter activity. Gene Ontology annotation, cellular component: basolateral plasma membrane; apical plasma membrane; plasma membrane. The transcript is spliced from 9 exons. NCBI's taxonomy places the organism in Eukaryota, Metazoa, Chordata, Actinopteri, Kurtiformes, Apogonidae. The coding region runs from base 62 to 1624 and encodes 520 amino acids. The record is from RefSeq and is a predicted model, not a curated record. Gene Ontology annotation, biological process: response to insulin; dehydroascorbic acid transport.